This is a messenger RNA of Myxozyma melibiosi, 742 nucleotides long. RefSeq lists its product as uncharacterized. Bases 44 to 724 code for a protein of 226 amino acids. The transcript is spliced from 2 exons. Gene Ontology annotation, molecular function: transcription coactivator activity. Gene Ontology annotation, cellular component: nucleus. The record is from RefSeq and is a predicted model, not a curated record. Gene Ontology annotation, biological process: transcription by RNA polymerase II. Lineage: Eukaryota; Fungi; Ascomycota; Lipomycetes; Lipomycetales; Lipomycetaceae.
CAUCUACAUUUUGUAUAUCUUUUGUAUAUUUUGUAACGAGAUCAUGGCCGGAAAGAAAACAGAAAACUCAAAGAAGGCAGCUGGACAAGCCCGCAAAGCCGAUGCAGCCAACGCAAAGGCCGCGGCCGCGGACGCGAAAGCAGCCGCCGCCGAAGCAUCAGAGUGGGACAAAGGAGCAAAGAAGGGAAACGCAAAGAAGGAGGCGGACGAGGCAAAGAAGGCCGAGGCCGCACGCAAGAAAGCCGAGCGAGAAGCGCUGCUGAAGGAGGAGAUGGAGAGCUUGCCUUCGAAACCAAAGGUUAGUCGAGGCGCUGAGAAGCUUGCAAAUAAGAAGAGCAGCAAGAAUCAGGACUUUAUGAGUAAGAAGGACUCGGUCACGUUGAACGCGAGUAACAUCGACGACGCGCUGGAUGCGCUCUCGAUCAGUACCGGCUCGGGACCUGUUGCUGCCAAGGGACCGAACGGCGGAGUCGAGCGCCAUCCGGAGAGACGGUACAAGGCUGCGUUGUUGGCGUACGAGGAACGAAGACUGCCGGAGGUCAAGGAGGAGUUUAAGGGAUUGCGGCAGAACCAGAUGAAGGACUUGAUCAAGAAGGAGUUCGACAAGAGCGAGCUGAACCCGUUCAACCAGGUCACUGUUGCGCACAACGCGACGCAGGAUGAGGUCAAGGCGUUGAAGGGCAAUUUGAAGGAGGCGACGGAGAAGAGAUUGGCGGGUAAUUAGUGUGUUGAUACAGUCAGA